Nerophis lumbriciformis (worm pipefish) is the source of this 2217-nucleotide messenger RNA. The record is from RefSeq and is a predicted model, not a curated record. Lineage: Eukaryota; Metazoa; Chordata; Actinopteri; Syngnathiformes; Syngnathidae.
AUGAGAAGUGAGGUACUCGCAGCUGAGUCUGUGUCAUGCCUAAGCAAAACUCUUUGCCACCUGAAGGACAUUUGGGAGGAGAUCGGAAUACCAGAGGAUCAGAGACUACAAAGAACUAAUGUUGUGAAGAAUCACAUAAAGGGUUUACGAGAUAUGAUGAUCAAAGAAGAGGAAUCCCUGAGGAAUAGAAUUAUGAGCAGUAUUCAGGACAGCAAAAAUCAACUGGAGGAGCUCUGUCUUGACCUUCAGAUUCCUAUACAUCAGGACGAGGUAGGUCUUACAAUGCUCCAGCAAGAGAAUAGCCUCCGCACCCAAGUCGAUGGUCUCUUAACUGAGAAGACAAGUCGCAUGCAGCAGCUGAAGGCUCUGCGGGAGCAGGACCAGGAGCUGUGUGACAUCCUCUGCUCCAUUCCAUUCUGCAUCUCCCCUGAUUCUGUUCCCUCAAAGGACCAACUGAAUAGCUUUGAGCAACAUAUAGCUAACCAGAAUGCUGAGAAGGCAAAUCGCUAUGCUCAAUUAAUGGGCCUCAAGAAGCAGAUCAUCUUGUGCAUGAAGGACCUGGAUUACAUCCCAGAGACCAGCUUUGAGAAGGACGUUGUCUGUAAGCAAGAAGACCUUUUCUGCCUCUCUCGAGAUAAUAUUACUUCACUCAAACUGCUUCUUUGUAAGCUCGAGAAAGACAAGGCAGAGAACGAGGCAGCAUGUGAGGCCCUUCGGGAUAAGAUCCAGCAGCUGUGGGACAGACUGCAGGUUUCGCAGGAGGAAAGAGAAGUCUUCAAUGAACACAUGGUCAUGUCCAAGAAGAGUAAUCUGAAGGCGUUGCAAGCAGGGAUAGAUCGUCUGGAGGAACGAAAACGGAACAAUAUUUGCCAUGUCACUGAUGCUUUGCGCUCUGAGAUCACGGUGUUUUGGGAAAAGUGCUUCUUCAGCACUGAGCAGCGGCAGGAAUUUUCCCCAUAUUUUAGUCAGGAUUUCACCGAGGAGCUACUAAGUUUGCAUGAUGCAGAGAUUCAGCGUUUGAGGCAGCAUUAUGAGAAUCACAAAGAGAUUUUUGAUGGGGUUCAUCAGUGGAAAGAAAACUGGAGACUCUUCCUGGAGUUAGACAAAAAAGCAACAGAUCCAUCAAGGUUUAAAAAUAGAGGAGGAAAUCUUCUCAAAGAGGAGAAGCAACGGGCUGAACUGCGCAAAAAUCUGCCAAAGCUGAAAAAGAAACUAAAAGGCCAAAUUGAUGCAUUUGAAAGUGAGCAAGGAAGUGAGUUUUUGGUUAAUGGCCAGAAGUUUCUUCAGUAUGUGGCAGAACAGUGGCAAGUGCAUCAAUCCGAGAAAGACAGAAAAAAACUAGAAAGACAUCUGAAGAAAAGCAAGCAGACUGAAGAGGAGACUCUGUACGGAACACCACAAACCCCCAAGCGCAGAUUGCUGGGAAACAAUACCCCAAAUAAAUCAAAAUGGAUGAAUGCCUCCUCCAGUGUUUCUGUGGCCACAUCCAACAGUACAACACCGUCUGUCUACAGUGGGAAUGUCUGUCGUUCACCGGUGCCACGCUCACCAAGGAGACAACCACCUCUUCACAUAAAUGAGGACGUCUUGGACGUCACUUUUCAACGGUGGAACACGUACAGAACCUGCUUUAAAAAGUGGCUUUGUCUUCACGGCGCUAACAAGGAUCUUUCAGGAAUAUACAAACAUUGCGUGGAUAUGGAUUUUGAAAAUAUUCCUGGCGACGCUGGAUUCCACACUACAUGCUACCGGCGUUUUACUGAUAAACAGAAAGUGUUAAAGGCUGAGAAAAAAUUCGCACGUUUGCCCAUCGCUUCUGCUGGCCCUGUCCUUCCAGCCAUCUGCAUCAUUUGUAAAAAAGUGUCAAAGUAUGCUCGUUUGGGAUCGGAAGGCAAACGGCAGCGGGAUCAUCUCGCCAAAGCAGAGGCAUUGUCGGCAGGCCGGUUGCUGCAGGCAGCAGAGAUGAAGAAAGACUCUUCAAUCCUUCAACAUAUCAAAGACAAAGACUGUGUUGCAAUGGAGGUGCGAUACCAUAAAUCCUGUUACCGAGAUUACACCAGACAACCCUAUGCUGAGAGCUACAAACUCUUUUGUGAACAAGUGGUCCGUCAAAGGAUUAUCGUUGACAAAGAAGUGCUCAGAAUGGACAAGCUAAAAAGGUUGUUCGUGAACACCGUGAAGAACCAUGAGGAUCUUGAUGCUUCAGACUACAAGUAA